AUGGAGCUCAUCUGCGAGCACCACCAGUAUCCGACGCCCAGCGCUGCCCUGUUGACGGCGCCUGGUAAGCCGUUGUUGCCAGUCUCUUCACCAGUCACCAGUCCGCAUGCUCAUCUCGUUUCGCCGACCCUCGUCGCCGACUAUAUCAGAGGACCCGGUCUCGGAUUGUCUCAUGCAGCCUCAAACUUUCCGGUCCAGUCGGCCGGGCUGACCUAUUGUCCCGGCGGCUACACUAGCACCAACGCCAGCCUCACCGGUACCAACAGCUCCAGUCAAACGGGCUACACCUUCCUGCCGUCCGUCUAUCCAACCGGAUACCUCGACGAAAGCCAGCUGGUCCCCCAACCUCAGCCUCCGCAACACCACCACCCGCAUCUCCAUCAACAACAACAUCAUCAACCUCCCCAUCCGCACCAUCAACAUCCAACUUUCCAGUCGCACGAGUCCCAGCCUCUAGUACAUCAGCAGCAUCAACACCAUCAGCCGCAUCAGCAGCAGCAUCAGCAGCAGUCCUACCAGCUGACAGGCUGGCCUGGACUGUCACGAGGCUUUGGAAGUCCGAGUAAACAGCAAUCGCCAAAUGCCCGGUUAGACCUGCUGCAGCUGGGGCAAUCGGGCGAGUAUGCCGCCCACUCAGCGUCUCCGUCCACUACAUCCUCUUCAUCAGUCGCCUUUCCAGGCAACCCAGUCAGUCAGGUCAUGCGACCCAUUGGUACACCCACACCUCUCACUGCCUCAAGCGGUCAUUCCGCAUCGUUAUGGUGUCCCAAGUUCACCACUCCCCCGACCGGGCUUCUUCUCGCCUCAGGCAGCCCCCCGACAACACCUUGUCUCCCCAGCUCAGUUGCCAUGACGGCUGCUCUGAUGCUGCAUCAUGGCACCGGAUUGCCUCAAUGGGACGUCAACGAUCCUAAACUGCCACUUGUGAGUAGUUCUAUUCGAAUUUGUCCAUAUUCUGAUCCGGUUACGUUGGUGAUUUGGCCAAAAUUAUACAUCAUACAGUCACACUUUAUGCCCGUAGCCGGCUGGUUGUUCAUUUCACAGUCCACCCAGCAGAGCCUAAAAUGUUACAAUUUUUAUACAUAUUUGUUGACAAAUCACUGCUAUACUACUAAUAACCUAAAUACUACCAUUAAUGCUACCAACAUAAAUUAG
Messenger RNA from Protopolystoma xenopodis, 1155 nucleotides. NCBI's taxonomy places the organism in Eukaryota, Metazoa, Platyhelminthes, Monogenea, Polystomatidea, Polystomatidae. The record is from the annotation of a GenBank genome assembly.